Rhododendron vialii is the source of this 2440-nucleotide messenger RNA. RefSeq names its product protein REDUCED WALL ACETYLATION 3. Gene Ontology annotation, molecular function: acetyltransferase activity. Gene Ontology annotation, cellular component: Golgi apparatus. The record is from RefSeq and is a predicted model, not a curated record. The transcript has 16 exons. Bases 377 to 2002 code for a protein of 541 amino acids. NCBI's taxonomy places the organism in Eukaryota, Viridiplantae, Streptophyta, Magnoliopsida, Ericales, Ericaceae. Gene Ontology annotation, biological process: xylan biosynthetic process; xyloglucan metabolic process; plant-type secondary cell wall biogenesis.
GUCUCUCUCUCUCUCAUCUCACUGCAUCCCUCCACAAAAGCAAUAUAGCAACGAAACCACCACCACCAUCUAAUAAAGCGGUUGGUUCUGUGGAAACGCAUAUACAGAGAGGGACGGUUGUUCCGACAUUUUAACAAUUCUUGAAGCGAACGACGACGUCGACCGUUACCUGUUUCUUUAGAUCUCAGCAUCAUUAUAGGGUUUCGUUUUCCCGUAUUUAUGACGAUGCCAUUGUAGGUAGAGAGAGAGAGAGAGAGAGAGAGAGAGAGAGAGAGAGAGAGAAUCUAUUCCUCGCUAUGCACUCUCUGUAGAUCGAUUUUCAAAUUCUAUUUUCACCUUCUCUCUCUUCACUGAUUUUCACAGUGUUCGCCUCGAAAUGGUGGUCUCUGGGCCUAUAACACCUGGACUGGUGUCUUUCUUUCUUGGAUUUGUCCCCAUUUUCGUUGCAUGGAUGUAUUCCGAGUUGUUAGAAUAUAAGAAAUCUUCAUCUCCAUCUAAAGUUCAUUCAGACAGUAAUCUGGUUGAAUUGGGAAAUGAUAUGAUCAAGGAAGAUGAUCGGGCUGUCUUGCUGGAAGGAGGCCUCACAAAAUCAGCUUCCACGAAGUUCUAUGCUUCCUCCAUUAGAGCAAACUUGAUUAGGUUUCUAGCCAUGGAAGACUCAUUUCUGCUGGAAAAUCGAGCGACUUUGAGAGCAAUGUCCGAAUUUGGGGCAAUUCUGGUGUAUUUCUACAUAUGUGACCGCACAGAUUUGUUGGGAGAAUCUACCAAGAAUUACAAUCGGGAUCUUUUCCUCUUUCUCUACAUUCUUCUGGUCAUAGUCUCAGCACUGACGUCUCUCAAGAAACAUCAUGACAAGUCAGCGUUUUCAGGGAAAGCCAUACUUUACCUUAAUCGGCAUCAAACAGAAGAGUGGAAAGGAUGGAUGCAGGUCCUCUUUCUUAUGUAUCAUUACUUUGCUGCAACAGAAAUAUACAAUGCCAUUCGUGUUUUUAUCGCUGCAUAUGUCUGGAUGACUGGAUUUGGAAACUUCUCCUAUUACUAUAUCCGGAAGGAUUUUAGCCUAGCAAGGUUUGCUCAGAUGAUGUGGCGGCUAAAUUUCUUUGUGGCAUUUUGCUGUAUUGUUCUUAACAACGACUAUAUGCUGUAUUAUAUUUGCCCAAUGCACACGCUUUUCACUGUUAUGGUGUAUGGAGCCCUUGGUAUUUUCAACAAAUAUAAUGAGAUAAGAUCAGUGAUGGCUGUGAAGAUCUUUUCAUGCUUUCUUGUGGUUAUUGCGAUUUGGGAAAUUCCUGGAGUUUUUGACAUUUUAUGGAGCCCUUUAACGUUCUUGUUAGAAUACACUGAUCCUGCAAAACCAGAUCUUCCUCGGUUACAUGAAUGGCAUUUCAGAUCUGGGCUUGAUCGCUACAUAUGGAUCAUUGGAAUGAUAUAUGCGUAUUUUCACCCCAAUAUUGAGAAGUGGAUGGAGAAACUAGAGGAAUCUGAGACCAAACGGAGACGCGCAAUGAAAACAUGCAUUUUUUCGGUUUCUUUAUUUGUUGGCUAUCUGUGGUACGAAUAUAUUUACAAGCUAGACAAGGUUACAUACAACAAAUAUCAUCCCUACACAUCAUGGAUUCCAAUAACAGUUUACAUUUGCUUGCGGAAUUUCACUCAGGAGCUUCGGAAUUUUUCGUUGACUCUCUUUGCGUGGCUCGGCAAGAUUACCUUGGAGACGUAUAUUUCCCAGUUCCACAUCUGGCUGAGAUCAAGCACGCCUAAUGGACAACCCAAGUUGCUUCUCUCUCUCAUCCCGGAUUAUCCAAUGCUGAACUUCAUGCUCACCACUGCCAUUUAUGUCUUGGUGUCCCUUCGGCUAUUUGAACUAACGAACUCACUGAAGACAGUUUUUAUACCCACAAGAGACAACAAGCAAUUGCUUUAUAACACUCUUGCUGGGGCUGGCAUUUCUGUGUGUUUGUAUUCUCUCUCAUUCAUUCUUCUUCACAUCAUCCCUCGUUAACAGAGGCUCACAAACUAGAGGCCCUAAAGACUGAAGGCAGAGUUUUUUGACAUUUGGAUAUUAGCCAAAACAAGAUAGAGUAAGUAAUAGAGAAAUGAAGGUUGUGCUUGCAAAUCUAGCUAAUGAGGCUACUAGUAUUUCCUACAUUGAAGUGGAAAAUCGCUCCCCGUUGCUGUGGAUUAGCUUUGGCAAAAUGUGGAAUUUGUCUCGGGGAGAUUGGCUGAAGGCAUAUGUGGUCGUAGAAAACUGGGUUUCACCUGUGUAUGAUUGUUGGUUACCACAUAUUGAAUUUGUUUGCACAUGUUCGUGUAUAUUCAUUUUUCUAAUAAAGUAGUAGUAGUAUUCAUUUGUGGCGGGAAGUACGCUUAUAUGAUAUAGGUUUGUUGUCUGGGGAAAGGUCAUUGUAAACAGCAUUCUUUUUUGUGAAUUGUUCUCUCA